Molecule: messenger RNA, 3567 nt
Organism: Plasmodium relictum
Lineage: Eukaryota; Apicomplexa; Aconoidasida; Haemosporida; Plasmodiidae
Product: conserved Plasmodium protein, unknown function
Exons: 1
Coding region: 1-3567 (1188 amino acids)
Biological process (GO): double-strand break repair via homologous recombination
Cellular component (GO): Smc5-Smc6 complex
Molecular function (GO): ATP hydrolysis activity; ATP binding
Source: RefSeq, a predicted model, not a curated record
AUGGUAUAUUCAAAUAAGAGGAAAUUAGAUGCUUCAAAAAAAUUAUCUAAUAAAAAAAAUAAUAAUAUAAAUGAAAAUAUUGGAAAUAUUUUGAAUGAAAAAGGAAAAGAAAAAAAAAGUAAGUUAAAUAAUGUUAGUAAAAAUAGUAAAAAUAAUGAUAGUAUAAAUAAUAAUGAAAUUAGUAACAUUAACAUAGAUAAAAGUUCUGAAUUAGUCAAUAUCGAUGUUUCAAGUGAUCAUAAUAGUUUUAAAAAGUUAAAAAAGGGAGCAAUAAUUGAGAUAACUUUAUAUAACUGGAUGGUUUUUAGUGGCCCAGUAAAGUUAAAGGCAGCAGAAGGAAUUAAUUUAAUAGCUGCAGCAAAUGCUAGUGGAAAAUCUUCUAUUGUAUGCGCAUUAGUUUUUGGAUUAGGUUAUAAUUCUAAUAUAUUGUCUAGAAAUAAAGAAUUAAUUAAUUUUAUUAAAAAAGGAGAGAAAAAAAGCUACAUAGAAAUAAUUUUAAAAUGUAAUGAAAAAAAUAAUAUUUCUAUAAAAAGAAUUAUGAAUAUUAUAGAUAAAAAAGUUGAAAGCUUUUGGUUUAUUAAUAAUGAAAAAGUAAAUUCCUCAAAAAUAUUAGAUAUACAAAAAGAAUUUAAUUUAAAUUUAGAUAAUUUAAUUACUUUUAUGCCUCAAGAAAAUGUUAGCAAAUUUUCCAGACUUAGUUCUGAAGAGUUAUUUGAGUAUACACUUUUAGCAAUUGACAAAAGCCUUUUAGAUAAUUAUAAUUACUUAAAAAGAUUGAUAGAAGAAAAAAAAAAUGGUGAACAUAAAAUUGUAACUUAUGAACAUGAAAUUGCAGAAGAAAAAAAAUUAGUCGAUGAUUUAGAAAACAAGAAAGGCAAAUUUGAAAAUUUUAAAAAUUUACUUGUAACUAUGAAAUUAUAUAGAGUCAAAAAAUAUAUUUUAUUAUUGGAUAUGAAAAAAGAAGAAUUAAAAAAGGUAAGAGAAAAUAUAGAUUCAUUAGUUAGAGAAAAGGAUGAACAUUUUAAUACUUUUAAAGAUUAUUUGUCUGAAUUAGAAAAAUGCCAUAAAGUAAUAAAUCAGUUAUCAUCCAAAUAUUCCGAAAAAAAAAAAAUUAUCAAAGAUUCAAUUAACGAAUACAUAAAACUAAAUAUAAAAUUAGAGGAGAUAGAAGAACAAAUUAUAAAAGAGGAAAAAAUUAUGAGUGAUACAGUUCAAAAUGUAUAUGAAAAUAGGGAGUAUAUAAAAGAUUUGGAUAAAAAGAAAAAAAAAGUAAAAGAAGAGAUAGAGCAAAUAAAACUCUUUUUUAAAGAGAAAGAGAAAUGUAAUGAUAAUGUGGAAGAUAAACGUAAAAAAUUAGAAUUAGAUUUAAAGGAAAUAUCAAAUGAAAAUAAACAACUUUUAAUGAAGAAGUAUACUUUGCAAUCAGAAUAUAAUUCUCUUACAGAAAAAUUAAAAAAAAGACAAAAUUAUCAAAACAUACAAGAAGAAAAAUUGUUAAAUAGUAUUGAAUUUACUUUAAGAGAAAGAAUUAUGAAUUAUAAAAAAAAUAUAAAAGAUAUUGUUCAAAACCAUAAUUUAUUAAGUGAUAAUUUUUUACAGAAUUUGAGAACAAAAUAUGAUGAAACAAAAAUUACUAAUCAAAAUGAAAUAAGUUCUGAAAUAAUUGAAGAGUUAUCAAGAAAAAAUAUUAUAUAUGGGCCUUUAUGUAAAUAUAUUAAAUGUGUAAAACCACAAUAUGAUUAUAUAGUGGAGUUUUUUUUAAAGAAAUAUUUUUAUAGUUUUCUUUUAAUUAAAAAAGAAAAUAAGCCUUUGCUAGAAUCUCUAUAUAAAAAGUAUAAAUUAUCUGUUAUUACUACAUCUAGAGAAUCUCACAAAUUUUGUUAUGUAACUAAUGAAAUGAAAAUAAUGGGAGUAGAAUGUUUUCUUUAUGAAUUAUUUGAGAGUCCUGAUAUUAUUAAAAAUGGGUUAAUAAAUUUUAUACCAAUAAAUAUUGCAUUUGUUGUUAAGAAUGAUAUAUUUAAAAAUAAAAGUACUACGGAAAUAAACGAAUUUAACAAUUUUAUGUUAAAAGAAAUAUCUAAACAAUUAAAUGAAGAAGUAACAAGUCUUUUUUACUUUUGUGAUAACAAUGUACAUCGUUACAGGAUAAGUAGUUAUGAUAAAAACAUAUAUAUAGAUAAUUCAUUUUUUAUAGAUAAAAAGUGUAAAAUUUUAUAUUAUAUUAAUAGCAAUGUAAAAAAAGAUUUAACUCACUUAAAUGAGAAGAAAAAAGAAUGCGAAAGAGAAUUAGAAAGUUUAGAAAAUAAAUUUCUUGAAUUCGAUAAAAUAAAAAAAGAUAAAAAUGAUGAAUAUAAUAAAAUUAUUUUACAGCAAAAUGAAUUACAUAUAAAAAAAAAAAAACUGCUACUUUUGCAAAGUGAAUUAAAAAGUAUAGAAGAAGAUUUAAGUUUAUAUUUAAGAGGGGAGAGCCUUAUUGAUGAUAAAAAAAAUAAUAUUACGAAGAAUAUUAAUUUAUUGAAUGAUAAAAAAAUUAAAAUAUGUGAGAAAUAUUUUAGUAUAUUAAAAGAACAUGAUAAAUGCGACAAAGAGCUUUUUGGAAUUUCUCAUGAAAUGAAUCAGUGGAAACGUUAUUUGUCUGUUAUUAAAAAUAAAAACUCGGAGAAUGAACAAAAACAUGAAGCAUUAAAAAAUAGUAUUCAUUUAGAAAAGACGAGAUUAUCAUCUUGUAUGUGUGAAAUAAGUGAGUUAGAACAAUUAAUAAAGGUUCAUAAAAAAGAGUUGAAAAAAGAAGAAAUUUCUUUACUUUAUGAUAUUAAUUUAUCAUUGGAGCAAAUUGAAAAUAAGUUACAGGAGUGUGCACUUCAACAGAAGAUAUAUAGCAAUCUAGAUAAAAGCGAAGAAAAAUAUAAUAUGAUUGUUAUUUCAAUUGAGAAACAUAAAGAGACAAUAGAAAAUAAAAAAAAAGAAAUACAAGAUUUAAAAAAACUUUUAGAAGGAUAUAAUGAGGAAAUGCAGUUUAUUUUACCUACUUGGUCCAAUUAUAUAAAUGAAUAUAUUAUUUUUUUAAAUUAUAAUUUUCAAAAAUUUAUGAGUUUCAUAAAUCCAGAAUAUUGUGGGAAGAUUGAUUUAAUAAAAAAAAAUGACUAUUACGAAAAGUGCCAAUUAUUUAUAAAAGUAAAGUUUAAAAAAAAUGCUCCUUUUUUACUGUUAUCUGUAUCUCAUCAAUCAGGUGGUGAGAGAUCUUUAACGACUAUGUUAUAUAUUCUAUCCAUUCAAAAGUUAACAAAAAAUGGCUUUUAUGUUUUAGAUGAAUUAAAUCAAGGAUUAGAUUAUGUUAAUGAAAAAAGGAUUUUUGAGUUGUUAUCAUGCUUAUCUAAUCCAGUUUUAUAUAAACAAUAUUUUCUUCAUAAUUAUGAAUAUAAAUAUAUUCAAAUUGAUUAUUAUUCAAAGCCUCAAUAUUUUAUAUUAACUCCUCAAAUAAUUAAAAAUAUAUAUUUUAAGGAUAUAACAGUUCAUUAUCUAUUCAAUGGUUUUGGUAUAUUAGAUAAUCAAUUUUCAGGAUUUUAA